AUGAGCAUGAUGGGUAAAAUCAACAAUUUUCUUGCGUUAAACAUUCGUCAAAGCAGAGAAGGAAUUUUCAUUAACCAAGAAAAAUACACGAGGAACUUGCUUGAGAAGUUUGGAAUGACGAAUAGCAUGAAGCUAAGAGUGCCAAUGGCAGUUGGAACGAAAUUAACACCUUCAUUAGAUACACCUGUUGUUGAUCUUACUUUGUAUCAGGCGAAUCCAAGAAAACCACAUUUAACAGCUGUGAAGAAUAUCUUUUGUUAUCUCAAAGGAACAAUUUCGUUAGGAUUGUGGUAUCAUUCGAAAUCUGGAUUUUUCAUUCAAGCCUUUUCGGAUGCAGAUCUUGGUGGAUGUAUUCUUGAUAGAAAAAGCAUAAGUGGAGGAUGUCAAUUACUGGAUGGGGAGCUUGUCUGUUGGCAAUCGAAAAAGCAAACUUGUGUUGUAUCAAGGAUGCUUACACGAAGAAAUUUUCAAGGGUAA
Messenger RNA from Lactuca sativa (garden lettuce), 477 nucleotides. The record is from RefSeq and is a predicted model, not a curated record. NCBI's taxonomy places the organism in Eukaryota, Viridiplantae, Streptophyta, Magnoliopsida, Asterales, Asteraceae.